GCAGCUCCGACACAGCAACCUGGUGCAGCUCCUGGGGGUGAUCGUGGAGGAGAAGAGCGGCCUUUACAUCGUCACCGAGUACAUGGCCAAGGGCAGCCUAGUAGACUACCUGCGGUCGCGCGGUCGGUCGGUCCUCGGUGCAGACUGCCUACUGAAGUUCUCCUUAGAUGUCUGUGAAGCCAUGGAGUACCUGGAAGCCAACAACUUUGUCCACCGAGACCUGGCGGCGAGGAACGUCCUGGUCUCAGAGGACAACAUCGCGAAGGUCAGCGAUUUUGGGCUGACCAAAGAAGCCUCCUCCACGCAGGACACAGGGAAGUUGCCUGUGAAGUGGACGGCGCCAGAAGCACUUAGAGAAAAGAAAUUCUCCACCAAGUCGGACGUGUGGAGCUUCGGGAUCCUCCUCUGGGAAAUCUACUCCUUCGGGCGAGUGCCUUAUCCGAGAAUCCCCCUGAAGGACGUGGUACCCCGUGUGGAGAAGGGCUAUAAGAUGGAUGCUCCCGAUGGCUGUCCUGCCGUCGUCUACGAGGUGAUGAAGAAGUGCUGGACCCUGGACCCUGGCCACCGA
Pelecanus crispus (Dalmatian pelican) is the source of this 568-nucleotide messenger RNA. NCBI's taxonomy places the organism in Eukaryota, Metazoa, Chordata, Aves, Pelecaniformes, Pelecanidae. The record is from RefSeq and is a predicted model, not a curated record.